Brassica oleracea var. oleracea is the source of this 1032-nucleotide messenger RNA. RefSeq names its product tetraspanin-6-like. NCBI's taxonomy places the organism in Eukaryota, Viridiplantae, Streptophyta, Magnoliopsida, Brassicales, Brassicaceae. Gene Ontology annotation, biological process: auxin-activated signaling pathway. The transcript has 3 exons. The coding region runs from base 37 to 885 and encodes 282 amino acids. The record is from RefSeq and is a predicted model, not a curated record. Gene Ontology annotation, cellular component: plasmodesma; plasma membrane.
AAAGUUCUCUGGUUUCUUCUUGAUAACAAUCCUAGUAUGUACAGGUUCAGCAACACAGUGAUUGGGGUCAUAAACCUUCUCAGCUUACUAGCUUCAAUACCAAUCAAAGGAACUGCUCUAUGGAAGGCAAGAAGCAGUAAAACUUGCGAGAACUUCCUCCAGACACCGCUUCUCGUGAUAGGAUUCAUCAUACUGUUAGUAUCCCUUGCUGGUUUCAUAGGAGCUUGUUUCAACGUGGCAUGGGCUCUGUGGGUGUACUUAGUUGUCAUGAUCUUCCUCAUAGCGACUCUCAUGGGUCUAACGCUCUUUGGUCUUGUGGUGACUAGCCAAGGAGGUGGUGUGGAAGUACCAGGGAGGGUUUACAAAGAAUAUAGACUUGGAGAUUAUCAUCCGUGGCUGAGAGAGAGAGUUAGAGAUCAAGAGUAUUGGAACUCCAUUAGAAGCUGUAUCUUGACUUCAAAGACUUGUUCUAAGAUUGAAUCUUGGACUACACUUGAUUAUUUCCAAAGGGAUAUGACUUCUGUUCAGUCGGGAUGUUGUAAGCCACCAACGGCGUGCACGUACGAGACUGGAGUAAUAGUCGGAGGAGAAGAUUGCUAUAGAUGGAACAAUGGUAUUGAAACGUUAUGCUACGAGUGUGAUGCUUGUAAAGCUGGUGUUCUUGAAGAGAUCCGUCUUGACUGGAGAAAGUUAUCGGUUGUCAACAUUCUAGUCCUAGUCCUCCUCAUCACAGUCUACGCUGCAGGUUGCUGCGCUUUCCAUAACACUCACCACGCUGCUCAUCCUUAUCACCCAUCUGAUGAUAACCGCAUGACCAAAGUCCGUCCUCGUUGGGACUAUUACUGGUGGAGAUGGUGGCAUGAAAAGAAAGAACAGCUUUACUGAGAGCCUCGUAGUAAUUUGUUUUUCUUCUUCUUUUCAUCAUUUUUUUCUAUUUACCAACUUGAGAUUAAGAAAACACAAAGAUAAGAAGUGUUGAUGUACUUCUGUUUUUUUUUUAAAUCAUCAAAGAAACAUACAUGGAAGAUGAAU